Messenger RNA from Priapulus caudatus, 3070 nucleotides. RefSeq lists its product as uncharacterized. Lineage: Eukaryota; Metazoa; Priapulida; Priapulimorpha; Priapulimorphida; Priapulidae. The record is from RefSeq and is a predicted model, not a curated record. The transcript is spliced from 13 exons. Bases 1 to 1701 code for a protein of 566 amino acids.
AUGGCUAUACGCACGAAGCGCGGAGGAGCCGACAUCACUGACCUCUACAGAGUAUUCAAGAAAGGUUUCCCGAACACAAAGAAGGAGGAGGAACAGGGUUCUCGGCUCGUGCUGUCUCAGGAGAGCACCACCGUGGAGGAGGAGAGACCGGUGCCGCACCCCGCACACUGGCUGUCGUACAUACAACCGGGCGUGUUCAUCCCGUAUUGUUCCAGUGUGAACCAAAUGCAAACGACCAACGUGCUGUAUAUACUGCUCAGACUACUGGACAGUCAGCCUCAACCCAACUGGUCUCUUCUGUUACAGCUGCUGCUCUUUAAAGACUUCACUCUGCCUAUCAUGCUGUUGACGCUCCCCGCCGAUCGCCUGGUCGCCGUGGAAACCAAGCCCGCAUCCUGCGGAGGCGCCCUCUGCUGUGGAGAGGAGUGUCAGUCGUGCAGCGGGCAGUGCGCGAAUCUAUUCACGCCGAUUCUGCACGUACUCAGCCUCUGCUAUCACCUACCCGAAGCGCUGGCCAAGGUGUUAGAACCAGUGAUUGACAGAGCCAACCUGUGGUACCUGUGUGAUGCGAAUGUCAAGCCCGUGGAAUUACCAGAACUGCCGCCGGCCCUGCAGGCCCUCUACACGCUCAUGGAGCCAUUCUUCAACAGGGUGUUGGAGCCAGGACUGCGGGCUGUGCUGUGCAGGUCAGCUAUCGCUGACUCUGACGCUCCCAACUUCUGGACACCGUUCUCCGACCUGCCGUGUGGAUGCGUCAACAAACAACUCUUCCAUCACGAAGAUUCUAAGAAGGAUGUGUUGCACGUGGCGAUCGAAGCAAUGCUGGACGCGAUGGUGGCAGCACUGAGCACCGUUCCCGUGUCCGUGUGCAUGUUCUUCGCUCGCAUGCAGGACCUGCUACGCGCGCACAUACAGCAGCCUGCUCACGACAGCGUGGGUCUACAGAUGCUGGCAGCGGGGCUUCACUACCAUCUGCACAUAGGAAGCCACCUGGAGAAGAUUCUGGGCGCUCGCAUCAACCCAGCAAUGCAGGAGAAACUGAACACCCUCGGCGAAUGUCUCUACCAGCUCAUCAUUGCUAACCCCUCCAGCAUCAGACCACGGCGACCAAGUGAGGAACUGGCCCAAGGCUUUAUUCUCACUAGGAAAGAUUUUCUGCAGUCGAACAUUGAUAGCAUAAAGCAGUUCUUUGGCACAUUUUCCCUGCCGAAGGAGAAUUUCUAUCAUGAUGCUCCACAAGAGUUUGCCGAUGAGCUGCUAGCAAAUAUGGCUGGAGAGAUAUUAGAGGCACCUGGUGGCAACCAAAGCAUGCAUUGGGUCUACUACCUGUUGAAAAACAACAUGACAUGGCUGACAUCGCAGCUUGACAUACCCUCGCUCUAUCCGCACGCCGAUACCACCGGCAUCGUCGCCAGCUUCAAUAAUAGUGCCCUGCCCCCCGACGUUAGCACCGAAUUUAACCCACUCAAGGAGAUCAACAUGAUUGGUACCGGAGUCUUUGAUCAGGACGCGAUCGCCAGCAUGCCGUACGACUGGCAGCAGCUGCUGCAGUCCGACCUCGGACUGAGCGAGGUCGCCUUCCGUCAGCUGCUCUUCAACAGACAUGACAUGCAGGAAGCUGCCUACCUGGAGGAGCAGGAGAAGAAGCCUGUGAAGGUGCUGCGCUCACUCUACGAGAAGGACGCGCUCGAGCUGGCUUAGUGCGUGCGCGGGCACGCUAGCUGCUGGCUUAGGGGACGCACAGCGUAGGGAGAGGCAGCAGGCAUGAUAGAGAGCGUAUAGAUGGAAGCUGGCUCACUUAGAGAAGGGGUGUACUAGGCAAGUCGUGAAUAAGUAAAGGCAGCCGGUUGGCGUAGUGGAUGCGGAGUGGGGUUAGCUUUUGUGCAUAAGUGCUGUGGAGAGAUGCGGAGAGCGGCUAGCUUUGUGUAUACGUGGUGUUGGCGAGAAGCUGGCUGGGUAAGGCGCAUACAGGGGGAGGCUGAGGGGGGGUACGAGUUGUAGGGUGUGAUGGCUUCGUGAAGGGUAAUGAAGAUACAUAAAUUGAUACAGGAUGACCAUUGACGGAAUUGAGUCAAUGCGGGAAUCCAAGCAUGUGAUUUAUGCAGAAUUCGUUAUUACUUUAAGGACGCGGGCAGCAUUCGAGAAAAGAGUUAAUUUAACCAAUUUUCUCGAGGAGAAAAAGUCGAAAGGAAAUCAAAAGGAGAUGUUUCCAUUUAAAACCUGCCUAAUAGAAUCAAUUCAUUGUGUAAUUUAUGUAAACCACUGUACAGUAUUAAAGAUUUAGAUUCUAUCGUUGCUUUAUUUUGCGUAUAGAAAUCGCUAUUCUAGUCAGCACCCGAGCAUGCAAAUCAAUUCACACAAUUGUCUUGUCUCAUGCACGCGUAGAGCGUAACUUGAGAUGUGUAUUGAAACACACGUCUACUAUUAUACCGAGAUUAUUAACUGCUACCGAGCCGCCCCAUGUCAAAGCUGUUAGUGUGAUCGAAAUAAAUAGUUAAAAAAAUGAUCGUGAGUGCGCGUUAGUGUUUUAGAAUCCCGAGCGAUUGCUAGACUAUCGCUAUGGCAAGCAGUUAUGUGAAGGUAACCCCGGGGGUUGUUGUUACACAUUUGUUAAAGGUAUUCAAUGUGGAGCCUAUUGAUUCUCAGUAAUUAUGCUUCAACAUGAGCACGUGAACAUCGCGUGUCCAUAGCACUUGUCAGGCUCCUUGUUUUCCCAGGCAUUCAAAUAAUUGGAUAAGUGAAAUGGGAAUUGAAAAUUCGUGGACAACUUUUUAGAAUAAUUUUAGCUUUGCGAUGAAAUUUGGUAGCGAGCAGACGAGCUGCACUCAAAGAUCUGAGAGAGUAAAAACCUGCAGGGUAUUUUAAGUUUACUGGUGUUUUACGUGACCCCGUUAUAUUUUGAUAGACGUAUUUUGUUUAUAUAUUUCUAUUUACAAUUUAAUUUUAGAACGUUUCUUUUUUUGAGUCAGUUGUUGUUUGUUAUUGCUAUUAUUGUUGUUGCACAGAUCGGUGUACCUGCGAAUAGAUGCGAUGUGUAUAAACCGUCAAUAAACACCGUCUCUACAAUCGA